AUGCCACCAAUUCGCAAUAAAAAGUCAAAAGAUUUGAUUGAGCAAGAAGGCCGAAUUUUAUUGGCUAUUUCCGACUUUCAGAAUGGCAAAAUCCCAAAUAUUGCACAAGCUGCUGAGAUUUAUAAUAUUCCUCGUACAACUCUCCGAAAUCGACUGCAUGGCACUCAACAGAGGCUCCUUGUACGCGCUAACAGCCAUAAAUUGACCCAACCUGAGGAGGAAUCACUUGUCAAAUGGGUGCUUGAUUUAGAUCGACGUGGAUUACCACACCCCCCCGGCACUCUCUUGUACGAGAAAUGGCUAAUCAUCUUCUCUCACAACAUGGAGAUCAACAGGUUGGAGAGAAAUGGGUGUAUAAUCUUAUUAAACGUCGCCCGGAGAUUGAUUCAAAGUUCUCACGAAGAUACAACUACGAACGUGCUAAAUGCGAAGAUCCAAAGAUAA
Molecule: messenger RNA, 444 nt
Organism: Talaromyces marneffei
Lineage: Eukaryota; Fungi; Ascomycota; Eurotiomycetes; Eurotiales; Trichocomaceae
Exons: 1
Coding region: 1-444 (147 amino acids)
Molecular function (GO): DNA binding
Source: RefSeq, a predicted model, not a curated record